UGUACUGCACGGCUGAGGAGCGGCGGAGCACCGGACCGGUCUGUAGGAACUAACUCGGAACUCUGAGGAAGUGAGACGGAGAGAUCUGAUGCCAUGCUGCAGUUGGUGCUGUUCUGGUUCUGGUUCUGCCUGUCAGUACCACUGGCUCGAGCGCUGGAGUUUCGUUACCACAACUCGACUCAGCUGGAACAAUAUUUACACGAGAUCAACAAGAACUUCUCCAGCAUCACACACCUACACAGCAUCGGCCAGUCGGUGGAGGGGAGACAGCUAUGGGUGCUAGUACUGGGUCAACAUCCUCAGGAGCAUCGCGUCGGCAUUCCUGAAUUCAAAUACGUUGGCAACAUGCACGGCAACGAGGUUCAUAUCAACAAAGACCAAGAAUUGCAGUUGAGCUCCUUUGAUAGAACAUGUUUUUGUUCAUCAAAAGACAAUGACGGAAAAAUAUGA
Molecule: messenger RNA, 450 nt
Organism: Trichomycterus rosablanca
Lineage: Eukaryota; Metazoa; Chordata; Actinopteri; Siluriformes; Trichomycteridae
Product: carboxypeptidase M-like
Exons: 4
Coding region: 94-450 (118 amino acids)
Biological process (GO): peptide metabolic process; protein processing
Molecular function (GO): metallocarboxypeptidase activity; zinc ion binding
Source: RefSeq, a predicted model, not a curated record